CAGCAGCAGCAGCAGCAGCAGGCGUGGGAUGGAUGCAUGCUGUGAUUUUAGUGCGCCACAGGAUCAUUCAACACCAAUGCUUUUGUCUUCUACAUUUGUUAACAGACAAGAACAUUUAAUGGACAACAGGAGCUGGUCAGUGUUUGGAAGCUGUGGGAGCUGUUGAGCAGGUUGGUGUAUGUGCAUCGAAGCUAAAAACAACUGGAUAUUCUGUCAUAGCAGGGACGUUGCACCAGAGGGAACCCACAAGAUCACAUAAUGGCACAAAGAGUGUGAGGCUGAGUCUUAGCAGCAGGUGGACAGAGUGAACAAGUGCUCCAGCACGUUGAGAGGCACAUCUAAGUCUGACCUCCCUCCCUCCCUGCAGGUAAGGUACAUCCACCUGCACAUUUAAAGUACUUCCAAUACAUCUACCAACCAAAGCCUGGAAGAGCAAAGGACGGAAGGGCAUGCGGCCAAUCAGACGGGCAGGGUAUCGUUUAAAACAGUGGUUACCAACUGGUGGAUCGCGUCCAAAAGUUGGUCGUGGGUCCAUCUUGAAUGGACCGCAAGUAACUUGCAAAUAUGUGGAGUUUGUAAAAAAUGUACUUUAUUUUUGAAGGACAGUAAAUUUCCAGCACUGGCUUUUAUUUUGAAGUGUCGUUUCCUGUUGUAGAGUGAGUGAUUAACAGGCAGCUACUUGACAGAGACAGCAAACUAGCCUGACGACAUGGCAAAACGUGAGUAUGAUGCUGAAUAUAUUAAACUGUGUGGACCUUGAACUAAUGAUGAAGGAGAAAUCUGGACCCUGUGGCUGGACCAGCUGGGAACCACUGGUUCAAUAAAUUACGAUGCCAGUACUGAUACCAGUACCCUUAAAGUGAUACCGAUACUUAUAGAGUGCUUCAUUUGAUAACAUUUGUGUUUUUACUUCAUUUGAUAUCUACCGUGACAAUGGAAGCAUUCUGUUGCAUGGAAUGCCACCAUCACUUCGGAUGAUUGAUCUGAUUGUGAUUAACAGUCACAUUUUCAAAGUCUUCAAAUCAAGUGGCACAGGCAUGUAGUACAGAAAUACUUUCGAACAUUUUGGUGGCAUCACUCUGAACUGUCAAAUACGCUGCACUUGGCUUCACCACAUUACAGACUAUAUCCUCCUGCGACCCUGCAUCCUCAUAUCAGGACAUCACAUUUUGGGUUUACAUGAACCUAUACUUCAUUCUGCUUAACUUAGACCUGUUGUCCUCGUUUGUGGACACUUUUUGUGCCAUCUAGUGGUAGUGAGACCACAAUACACUAAUUCAUGUAAAAACAAGAUGGUAGCCAUCUCUGCCAAGUCAGUCUGCAGCCGAUCCCGACACAAAAAUGGACAAAACCUGAUCAAGUUUAUGGUUGAAACUUGUUUAUUUAUGAUUAAUAACAUUUAUAGUUUGAUAUGGCAACAAAUUUGACCAAUUUUAGCAACAAUAACAAGAUAAGACACUGUUAAUAAGAAAGUUCUCAUUUGAGGACUUCGGGACUUAAUUAUUUAUGACAAUGGUUUUUUUUUAUACUUAUCGGGUCCUACUGAUCCCAAAUAGCUAGGAGAAAUCAAAAAAGCAUGGCAACCAAAAGUUGGGGUCUCAGGAGGAUAUGGGUAUUAGCUGCUGCACUACUGAGCCAAUCAAAAGUCACAUUAAAUUAAACCGCUUGUGGUGAUUGGCUGCGAGCAAAACCAUACAAACUGUCAUUCUUAUCUCUAGAUCUGGGUACAAAAACAGAUCGAAUGCAGGUAUCGUUUGACGUUUGAAGAAGAUUCAGUACGACUUGGCACUGGUGUUAUUUUGGCUGACAUUUUGAAAGUAGUGAGUACUGGUACCAGUCCUACCAGUCAGGGGAUUGAUUGCCAAUUUUCACUCCUCGAGCUUCGCUUAAAGGUCAAAGAUACAGCCUCCCAGUAUCACUUACCAUUGAAGCAUCAUUCUGGGAAGGGGGCCCACCUCAUGUUGGGCUGGGCUGAGGAGACAGAGGGCCCAUCGUUUUGUUCAUGAAUAAAAAUUCACAGAAACUCAACUCAAAUUUGAAUUUUAAAGUCAAACUUUUAUUUCGUCAUGCUUCUCUUGAUUAAAUUUUACCAAGUUGUUUCAUUCAGCAGAAUGUAAUAUUUUAUGAGAAGACAAAAGGCCUGUGUAGUUUAAUUAUUAUCAUUAAAAAACCUGCAGUGUUUCCACAUAAACUUCAUCAACCACAUCAUCAUUAUCAUUUAAUUUAUAUGGUGGAUAAGUGGAUAUUUCAUUAUUGAACAGUUGGUGGUUAAUGUGCAUUUAAUGGCAGUUAAUGUGAUUGUUGAGGUCAUAAUAGAUCUAAUUAACAACAUGUCUAACAAUGACCCAAUACAGGCCUGUGCAGACGAGCUGCUUCUGCUUGACUAUUGUCAGGGGGUUCAAGUGUCUGUCUGUGCUGAAAUGUUGGGAACCUCUUCUCUGUUGCGUACCCCACUGACCUAGAUUUCAAUUGUUUUCUGCCUGAGACAAUGGGAGAAAUGGUUUCAUAACCGAACACAAUACCUGGGUGUUAUUCAACACGAUUGUUGUUAAGGUUCUCAUUGUGGUGUGAUUUUGUGCCGAGCAUUGUGCGUUUUCUUUAUGUAACCUGCUCGAGCAGCCAGCCACUGACGAGCUUGUGCAGCCCACAGUAAAUCACUUGUAGACGGUUCAACAGAUGAUUGUGCGUGCAGCCCAGCAAGUCCAAUCACUGCCGGGUCAAACACAAACGCACUCUUCACAUCAUUUUUUUAAUCUUUUUUUUUUUUUUUGCAUAAAAUCUUAUUUUUUUAAGCAAUUUGAUACUGACCAGUCAUUACCUGAGAGACAAAUAUGUUUUUUAGUGGCUCACUAAACACUGAGGACAAACACACAAGUACUGUAAGUCAAGCUGUCACCUGGGCAGAAAGGUUGCUAUCUUAAUCUAGAAUUGAGGACGAGUCUGUGCUUAGACAGCAAAACCGUUUUUGUUCACUGUUAAGCAAUGUAAUUCUAAUUGUCUUGUACAAACUCUGAAAAAAUGUCUUUGCACCAGUUACACCUUUUUGUGUUGCAGGUGCAUCACAGGACAGUUUAAUUCAAAUAACAGUAGCAGACAAUGUCUUGCUUACUGCUGGGUAAUGCAACUUUAUUUGUGUAGGCACCUUUCAAACACAGUUGCAAAUUAAAAUCCCUUUCCUUGAUCAAUCAUUGGUAACAUUAGCAAUCAAUUAAUUGAUCAAUCUUGAUUUAAAAACAAAAACUUUGCUUAUACCAAAGAAAACCAAUUUUUUUUGCCUCAAAGCUCAACAACAUGUCACAUAUUCUUUGACAGCACUGAAUAGCCUAGAUGGGGCCAGACUACAUAAUGUAAAAAAUCCUGGAGAGCCAGCUGCUUCUCUCAUCAUAUGGGUUAUUAAUUAAACCCAAACAAAUUAGAUAAAUGCAACUGUUUCAUCUUUAAGUGGAAAAGUAUUCAACUGAAACCAGCGGCCCUUGCUGACGACCUUACGCUUCUUUACUGUGGUCAUGUCUGCUUCCUGGUAGGAAAUGUCUGCCUUUAGGUAACUGUUUGUUUGCUUGUUUGCUGUCUGUUAAUGAAAAUACAUUAGUAAUGCCUGCGGAGGUCCUACCUGAUGCUUCUCUACAAACUGUUUGAUAGUCCUGCCAUCGUGAGGUGAAUGGGAAAAAAGUGAACUUUCUUGACUAACCAAUAUUGUGCGGUAAAUGGACCUGCACUAGUAUGGUGCCUUUCACCUUUUGUUGUCUUCUGACCACUCAAAGUGCUUUUUUACCCCAGUCACAUUCACCCAUUCACACACUGGUGGCUGAGGCUACACAAGGUGCCACCUGCUACUCAGCUUUUUAACACACACACACACACCAAUUCAACAGCCAUCAGGAGCAAUUUGGGGUUCAGUAUCUUGCUCAAGGAUGCUUUGAACCCCUGAUCUUCCAAUUAAUGGAAGCCCUGCUGAACCUUCUGAGCCACAGCCACCUGUGCUGCGGGACACAUGUAGUAUAUUUAGUAUGUUUUCAACAACAAGCUACAGGCCUUUUAAAAGCAGUCCACAGGCCAUGAUUGGCGCACAGGCCGAACUUUGGACAUGCCUGUCAAGAUGUAGAGGCCUAGAUAUAUGAAACACAUUAAAUAUAACUGAAUAGUGCUUCACUUGCCCAUCUCAUUUUCCAGUGUCGUCACUGUGCUCUUCUUCCAGGCCCCAAGAUGGCAACCUUGUCAUAAAAUAGUGCCCUUUGUUAGCUAACGUUAGUCAUUGAAACAUGGUUUCAAAACACACCUCCCUACUGAUAGCUUGAACAUCAUAGGAGACUACACAUUGUUUAUAUUUCACAAUCAGAUCUUAAUUUCACAUUGUAAUAGGAGAUUCCCCAAAUUCAAUAAAGGAUGUAAAAGCACAGUAGAGAAAUUAAUCAGUCAAAGGCACAAAACAGCAGAGACUUUUCUUUUGAUUUAGAGUUGACUGAAGUUGGGGAAAUUUAAAGGUAUAUUGUGCAGGAUCUCCCUAAAAAAUGAUGUACUGUAUAUACUCAAAAAAAAAAAAAAAGUAAUCCCUCUGAAUCGUCACAUACGGCCCAAUAGAAGUGUGUGCCGCUGUAUUUAUCUGUCUCUGCCCUCUGCCUGUAGUCUUUAUUUUCCAAGAGGAAACUAUAAAAAUGGCGGACACAGCAUCAAAAAAUGCUGAACUGAAAUGCCAAGUGGAUAAAGCCUGGGUUGACUAUUACUUUAGUAGCCAACAAUUCCUGCAUAGUCUACCUUUAACAUCACGAGGAAGUUGGUUUCAAUGAUGUUUAGCACAGCAGCUAAAAGCAGCUUCACCCUAAUUGGUUCUGACUCAAGGGAAUACCAUGACAGGUUCCUGAGGAUCUAAGAAACCUUCUGGGUUUAUGUUCAUCAAGCAGAUGGGCACAUGAUGUACCUAAUUUAGUGAUUAAUUAAAGGCACUCGAACUCGAAAACUCAACUUGUCAAAAAAAAAUGUUGUUUGCUUAAGCCGCCUUCGUAUACAGAUAGAAAUCCAGGCCAUUUCUAAUCAAAUAAGUGAUUACUUUAUCAGUAAUGCAUCAUGUUGCAUCAAGUUUUGCACCGUUGGGACCAAAGUAGAUAAGGUAGAACAUGACAGUUUGUGUAGACGGGGACGGGCGGGUGGAGGAGAAAAGAGAGGCAGAGUGCUCCAUGCUCGGUAGAUAGAUGAAGGAAGAGCGAGCAGAAGGCAAAUUAAUCAAAGGACAUCAAAGGCAAAUGGGUUGAGGGAGCGAAGGAAUGAAAGAGUGCCGCCCGUUUGUCCCAUGCCGUUCCCGCUCCGCUCCGCCUGAGCCUGCUCUCAGAUCUCAGGGCCAUUGUGCCGCACGGGUGCAUGGAGGGGGCUGGGGCACAAUGCACACAACAAAACAUACACACACACACACACUAACAACGUCUGAAAGCUUCAAAAGGAAGAUGUGUAAUUUUUCUAUCUUGUCAAACUCAAACUCCUCUGUAUUCUGUUUCUGAAUCUUGUUUUAGUUUCUUGCCCUUGGUCAUGUACCAUUUCCUGCAGUUUUAUUCACCAUCAAUUCACCAGCCGCACAAACUUUAAGCGGAACAUCAACAACACACAGUCACACACUCUCUAACACGUACUGUAUGUUGUUGUCAGUGUGAACUCAGUGCUGGCUUGUGGCAGCAGUGGACGGCUCUCUUUGAUAAUGCCCCGCUAGAUUCAGCCGCCACUCUUUUUAUCGUUCAGCCAGUUAGUUGGCUCAAAGUUGACUCCAAUUUGUGCUUCUCGUUUGGGUUCCUGGUUGGCACAGACUUCUUUCUGUGUCCAUGUAGACUGUGACCAUGCCCCCGUCUGUUGCCUGCCUAUGUACAGAACAUUUUGUUUAAACCAGUUUUAUACUCUUGAUCGCUCUCUGCAGAGACUUUUUCAGUCCAUUGCUGUGGUGUAAUAUGCAUCAUUAGAAUCACACCUGGCUUUGUGUUGUGGGAGAGAAAAGUGUGUCCUGAAGUGUGCAGAUGCUUUUCAUUUCAUUUAUUUAUCUAUACAGGAAAGGAAUUAAAAGUAACAUUGUGUGUUACAGUUAAAACUGGCCCGACUCAGUUAAAAACUUGUUUUCAGGAGCUUCCUGUUAAGCAACAAAAACACAUUACAAUACAAAAUAAAUGCAGAAACAAUCAGCAAAGGCAAAACAACAAAACGUAGGCAGCUACAUAGACACUGCAGAGAAGCAGACUGAAGUGAAGUGAGUAAAAUAAGAUGUGAGAUUUAAAUCGGUGGUUGCAGGUAUGUCCUUCCUUCAGAUAGUGUCUGUUUGAAAUGUAUAAUAGAGGUUAUUGCUCUAAUGUGGUGGGGGAUCUCGUUCUAGAUCUUAGUGUAAGUGUGAGAAAAUGAUCUCUGACCAUAAUUGUUUUGGUACAUGAAUAAGAGGAUGCGAAAUUGAUCUGGUGACGUUAUAGUGAAAGAAUCUGUUCUAAGCAAACUUGCAUAACUGAUUUGGAUACAUUUUAUUUUAUUUCUUUUGUAUCUAACCUUUAUUUAAGCAGGAAUAUUCCCACUGAAAUUCAAAAUUUCUUUUACAAGGGAGUCCUACAUUACAUAUAGGCAUAUCUUGCAUCCUCUAGCACACACAAACCCCACUGUUUUGGUUUAAUACACACUCUUUACAGACAAAAUUUGAGAUUCUUUGAUGCAGAAUUGCACUUUGAAAUCAUAAAAGUUUUAAAAUGUAAAGUUUGACUUUGUCUCUCUUUCUCUACAUACAUUUAAGGUGAAAUUUUUAAGCAAUCCUAGCUUUUAGUUACAUUAAGCCUUAUUAGAACAGUGGGUUUUACUUCAUUUUUUGUAUUUAACCUUUACUUUACCAGGAAUAUUCCCUUUGAGAUUCAAAAUUUCUUUCAUAAGGGAGUCCUGCAUUAUGUAUUGGCAAAUCUUGCAUCCUCAAGCACACACAGACACCACUAUUUUGGUUUAAUACACAGUCUAUACAGACUAUACCAAACAAAAUUAAAAGAUAAUUCAAUGCAGAAUUGCACCUUGAAUGCACAUAAGUUUUAAAAUGUAAAGUUUUACUUUGUCUCUCUUUCUAAAUCUCCAUUUCUCCACAUACAUAAAGGUGAAAUGUAUGAGCAAGCCUAGCUUUCUAUUUACAUUAAGCAUUAUUAGAACAGUGAAUGGUCAUAAAGCUUUACAUGUUCACUGUGAUUCUCACAUAACGUUGUUUGAGCUCAUUUUUGGCAGAUGUAAGGAUUUAGUCGUAUAUCAGCUUUCCUAUAAAAGCACUAUAAACGUGGAAGAUAUACUAUAUCUUUCUGAUUAAAUAAACAUUUUGUCUGACAGUCUGUAUGUCAGUUUUACUUAUACUUUUGCAGCCACACUAAAAAGACACAACCAAAAAUUUGACAAUAAAUGCAAGAUGCUAAAACAAAAAAAAAGUUUCAAUUUUCUCCCGGACUUUAAAAAUACAUCAUGUUCAUAAGCACUUUUUUUUUUUUACUGUAUCUUUAUGUAACAAAAGCAGAGUUCAGCAGAGAAAGACAAAAGUGAUGUGAACUGACAAUAUUUUAAUGGGAGGGAUAAAAGACUGUAAGUGAUCAAUGGAGGCGGCGGCCAAGUGAUGCCCGGGGGACGGCUUUGAUGUGGGCAUCCUCAGAGGGACGCCGGGGACAAUGCCCCCUUUGAGGGCAUGCAGAAUGGCAGACACUUCCCUCUCUCUGGCUCUCUCACACUCUGUCACUCAACCUCCCUCCAUCUCCCGCUCGCUCCUCUCACUCACGCUGCGACUCCUCACUUCAGAUGCUCGCAGACGUCUCUGUCGCUCUGCAUUCCUCUGCCCCAGUGUCACAUCAGCCCAUAUCCUUAUCUGCAUAACUUUCUCCCUCUUCCUCUCACAUUAAUUAAUUCAAACAACACCCCCUUUCCUGCCGUCCAGCCAAUGACUCCGCCUUCCCCUCCUCCCCCCUCCCUAUCUGCAUCUCCCUUUCCCUCCCUCUGUCUCUUUUCAUAGAACCAAACCUCUUUGUGAUGUCCAGCCUUGGCAAGUUGCGCCUGAUUUGCUGUCACAGUCUUAAUGAAUUCAUCUGUUUGUGUAUUGGCCAUGGGAGCAUUUCUCCCUCCUCCCUCCCCUCUCCCCCUCACUCUUUCCUAUCCUCUCCCCCCCUCCCUCUUACUGGUGUUCCCCUGGGGGCUCUAUAUAUACCAGGGACCACUCCAGGCACCUAUUGUUCCUCUAAGUAAACUUACAGACAGAUGCCCUGCACCACAGUGUGGGAGAGAGCCCAGAGAGUCAGGAGGAGGGAGACAGUUACGGAUUGCAGAGAGCAACCAGACAGUAAGGAAACACUGCAGGCUCGCCUCGCCUCCAGCACCUCUGCAUCCUCUCCGGUUGUUCCGCGUGUCUCCUGCCUGCUCGCUUGUUGUCACUGUGGAGUGGAGGUCUGAUGCUCUGACACCAUGCUGCUGCUGAUAUCACUGCUGCUUACGGGACUGGACUGCUUGCUGGGAGCCCCGACAGGUCGAGAGGUCUACAGGAUGCCCCAGAGUGCACUCAAAGCUCUGUCUGAUCGUGGCACUGUGGUUCUAGAGGCAGCCAUGACGAGUGCCCUGUCCGCCCUCGAGCGCGCAUCAUCUGAGAGAAGUCGGGCUGAGGCCGGCUGUCGGGGCUGCGUUCCCUGUCUGUUUCAGGACUGUGGACAGCUGUCUGGCUCCUGUUCGUCUCCUGCCAAUGCCUUAUCAGAGCCCAGCUGUGAUGUCAUCAGUAAAGCCCAGAAGCUCCAGGAUGAGGCUGAGCGGAGCUGGGCUCUGAGCCAGGCCUGUGCGUACUAUCAGCACCGCUGCCCAGCUGGUGAACUGGACAAAGAGAGCUGCAUCAGGAUCAUGGGUGAGAGCUGCAGUGCCCGUGUCCUUCAGUGCAGCCUGCUCAACACGAUGCAGAACCUGGAGCCUGCGACACAGACGCAUGCUCAGGCAGUGUGUGGUCAGAGGUCAUCCACGGUGCAAAACAUCACACAGCCUCGCUCACGGAUUGUGGGCGGGUCGCCUGCUCCUCCGGGCAGUUGGCCCUGGCUGGUCAACCUCCAGCUAGAUGGUGGUCUGAUGUGUGGAGGGGUCCUGGUGGACAGCUCCUGGGUGGUCACUGCUGCUCAUUGUUUUGCUGGCAGCCGAAGUGAGAGCUACUGGACAGCCGUGGUGGGGGAGUUUGACAUCACUAAGUCUGACCCUGAUGAGCAGGUCCUCAAAGUGAAUCGCAUCAUCCCUCACCCUAAGUUCAAUCCAAAGACAUUUAACAACGACAUAGCCCUGGUGGAGCUGACAUCCCCAGUGGUCCUGUCCAGCCGUGUCACUCCGGUGUGUCUCCCCUCUGGCAUGGAGCCCCCUACUGGCAGUCCAUGUCUGGUGGCAGGCUGGGGCUCCCUCUAUGAGGAUGGCCCGUCUGCUGACGUGGUGAUGGAGGCCAAGGUGCCCCUGCUGCCUCAGAGCACCUGUAAGAGUGCGCUUGGCAAAGAGCUGGUCACCAAUACUAUGCUGUGUGCCGGGUAUCUCUCCGGAGGCAUCGACUCCUGUCAGGGGGAUUCUGGAGGCCCCCUGAUCUACCAGGACCGAAUUUCUGGUCGGUUCCAGCUCCACGGUAUUACCUCCUGGGGAGACGGCUGUGGGGAAAAGGGCAAGCCUGGAGUCUACACACGGGUGUCUGCUUUCUCUGACUGGAUUCAGGCUGAGAUACAGAAGUCUUUUGGAAGCAGGGAGCCAACAUGUCCGGAGCUUCUGAAGACAACAGACAUGACGGAGGAGGAACAGAGGUCAGAGUUCAGCUCUCUGUGUCGCUUCUAUACCCUGACCUGCCCUGCUGGUCAGUCUUCCAGCGCUUGCAGCCGAAUGGCAGAGGACAAGUGCCUCACCCGCUUUAAGAAAUGUCAGUUGCGUUCAUUCCUACAAACCCUGCUGGACUUGCUCCAGAGGGCCGAGGACUACAUCCGGGACAAAGUCGACCUGACCUUCUUCACCCAGACGCUGCCUCAGCUGGUGGAGCACAUCUAUAGCACAGCUUUCAUCCACACCAGGGACAGGAGGGACCUGAGCCACGGUCUCUUACAGGUUAAAGAACAGCUAGGUGGAGCUCUGGGGCCAACAGAGCAGAAUGCGUCUCCAGCUCCCCCAGCCUUAUUUAGAGAGGUGGGACCAUCAGUGGGUGACUGGGAGAAAUACCUGAGGAACAUGGCUGAGGACCUGGACAAACAACACACUGACACAUCCACCGAAUCCACACCAACAAGACAGGAGGACAAGCUUUUCUUACAGACAGAGGACUCCUCGGUACAUCAGCUAGAGGGAGAACUGCGAUCUGUUAUCUCAACUUUGCGCUCCAAACUGUACACCCGAGCUGCUCCUCCCAUCCUGCACCUGGACACAAGCUACCUCCAGGAGGAUUCUCCCAACAGUCCCCCUUUAACUACUUCAUCCACUGGAGCACCGGACCUCACUGACCGCUCCUCCUCCUCCUCCUCCUCCUCCUCCUCCUCCUCCUCACAGGAACCCCACGAGCCUUGGUCCCUUCUGUCAGCCCUGAUGAGUGAAAUGCAGAAAUUAAGCGCACAGGAUGAAACUGGGACAGAAGAUGUGUCACAAAGUGAAACUUCUCCUGAUGUUAACUGGAGCGCCACAUCAGAGGAGUUUGCUUUUGCUGAGAACGGAGACAGAACAGAAUCAAAAUCCUCAGCGUUGCCGCUUCCAGUGCAGCCAACAACUGUCGUUCAACCGGUCACCGAGCGUGCUCACACAGAGACUGGUGACCCCAAACAAGCUGCGCAUGUUGCAAAGACAUUGAGUCUUCACAGAAAAUAUCGGAGCCUUCUUCGCAAGAGGCAGAUACCUGGGGCCGGCGGGAAAGUUUGUCCUGGAGUGAGAGAGUCAUCACAACAAGUCAGCCAAGUCAGAGACUCGUACAGCUGGGUCUUAAACAUCCCAGGCAAGAACCUACACAUGAAUUUCCAAGAGGUUUUAGUUGAUCUGAGCUCCAAGAACGAUCGAGGACUUUACCAAGCGCGAGUCAGAGCUGUAGUGGGAGGACGACCUUUGACCUUCUACAGUCUUGUGGGCCUGGAGAAUGAGUCAUUCUACCGCAGUGUGCCAAGGAUCAUCGCUUUGGCACUGGAGGCACUCAAGACUUAACUUUAUCAAAACAGCAAGUGAGAUGACAUGACACACAAAAGACUCAUGUGAGAGACGAUAGCACAGAGACUCUCAAAGAGACCUCGUCAUGGGACAGAGAGACGCACAUAAAACGCACACUCACUCAGACUUUACUUCCUCUGCCGUCUCCUGUGAAAACCACUAUUUUGUUUUCCCCAUCUGAGAGCCGGACUUUGGCUCUAAAUGAAAACACAACCAUGAAUGUAUCAGUCCAACUAUCGCCCACACAUCAUGCCACAGGAUGUUUUUUUAUGUGGUCGGAGAUGCAGCCUUGUCUAACUUAUGAAUCUGUACAAAAUAAGUUAUUCAUAUUGUCUUUUGCAAAGGUUGAGCCUCUUGUGAAGCACACAGACUGUAUAUAUUAUUCCUAUACUUACCUUAU
Epinephelus fuscoguttatus (brown-marbled grouper) is the source of this 11545-nucleotide messenger RNA. It is a transcript of the gene prss56, whose product is annotated as serine protease 56. The transcript has 17 exons. Gene Ontology annotation, biological process: proteolysis. NCBI's taxonomy places the organism in Eukaryota, Metazoa, Chordata, Actinopteri, Perciformes, Serranidae. The record is from RefSeq and is a predicted model, not a curated record. Gene Ontology annotation, molecular function: serine-type endopeptidase activity. Bases 8428 to 11142 code for a protein of 904 amino acids.